Messenger RNA from Aureobasidium vineae, 1089 nucleotides. NCBI's taxonomy places the organism in Eukaryota, Fungi, Ascomycota, Dothideomycetes, Dothideales, Saccotheciaceae. The record is from the annotation of a GenBank genome assembly.
AUGUUACGAAUUAAUGCGCGCGGUGCGGUUAUCACAUCCAUCAUCGCUUUGGUGCUUGUUCUGCUUAUUGUCGCACAAUGGAAGCGCGAGGAGAUUAGUGCAUGGCGUGGUCCUCAAUCCUCUUCACCGGAUACCAACUACCAGGACACCAAGCUGGAGGAUGUCGCCGAGUUCAAGGAUGAUGCCGCCCCUACUACCGCUCCUGUCGUGCCAGACUACUCGGCUGCAAACUCGACACUAGGUUUCCAAGCAAUCCUCGCACUGUCCCAAGGCACCAAAUGGCGGGUCGAAGGCCUGCACGCCGCAGCCAAAGCCGCCGGCAUCACCGUAACCGUACCCCAGCAACCCAAAUGGAGCGAACCCUUCAUCAAAGCCUUCCAAGAAUUUGGCCCCGUCGAAGCCCACGGCGCAGCAAUGGCCUGGCUCGGCCACCUCGACCUCCUCAAAUUCGUCAUCCAGAACAACUGGNGGUCCGCCCUGAUCCUCGAAGACGACAUGGACUGGGAUGUAGAAAUUCGCAAACAAACACCGCCAAUCGCAAAAGCAGUCAGGGAGUUGACGAAGGCGAAGAAGGGGGAUACAGAGCCGUAUGGAAGGAAUUGGGAUAUCAUGUGGAUGGGCCAUUGCAGUGAUCCACCGCCCUUCAAGGAUGAAGGCAAAAUCAUCACUUUUGCAGACAACACGACUGCACCGGUUGACAAGUACCGUGGCUUGAAUCCAAGACUGAAGGAUGUCGUCAAGGAUGGCCAACGCAUCGUCCACUACUCCAUCAACCCCGUCUGCACAUUCGCCUACGCAGUCUCCUACCAAGGCGCCCGCAACCUCCUCGCCCACGCUUCCCUCGGCAAAGGCGGCGCUUUCGAUCUGAUGCUCAUGCACGCCUGUCAAGACAAAGUGCUCAAAUGUAUCUCUGUCAACCCUGAGGUCUUUGAUCCUUAUUUCCCUGCUGAGGGCGGUGCCAGUGAAGUCAGAGCUGGAGAUGCAGGUGUUGACUUUGACCAUGAAGUUGGCAAGGCCAUGGGUCAUACGGACAAUACGUUGAACAGCGCACGCUGUUUUGCUCAGUUUGGCAAGACAUGCUUGGAAUAG